AUGAUUAUAACGUCAGCUUCUGGCAGGUAUGUUACCGCUUUUUCGGCUUCUUUGGACGAAUGUGCAGCCAAUCAUAUUUCAACCCAACAGCAGGCAAUCAAUUAUAUCACUUCAAAGGUAGCGACUUUCAAGUUUAUUCGUAGUCACCACCAUCAAUAUCACCCACACAUCAAAGUGCGUAAAUUUGGAUCUCCUUAUGGCGGAACUGCAACAUCUACAGGGGUCCCACUCCCUAAAGAGCAUGAGGCAGUCGAUUUCCUGUCAAGCUCCAUGAUCUGCCAUAUUCCUUGCCAUGACGGCAAUUUCAAAAUGAAAGCAAUAUUCCUGGGUUUAAUGACGAGA
Messenger RNA from Ostertagia ostertagi, 342 nucleotides. The record is from the annotation of a GenBank genome assembly. Lineage: Eukaryota; Metazoa; Nematoda; Chromadorea; Rhabditida; Trichostrongylidae.